AUGAAGUUCUCCGCCGCCGUCCUCAGCAGCGCUCUGCUUGCCAGCACUGCCCUCGCUGCUCCUCUGACUGCUAAGCGUGCCGCUCGCCGUGCCGCUCGCCUUGAGGGCCGCUCCGUCCAGCGCCAGAGCAACCCUCCCUUCAAGCCCGGUACCACUGAGGCCAUCUCCCUCAAGAGCGGAACCUCUGAGGUCGAGUACAGCUCCAACUGGGCUGGUGCCGUCCUGAUCGGUACUGGAUACACCGCUGUCACUGCCAAGUUCACUGUCCCCACUCCCUCCACUCCCAGCGGUGGCAAGUCCAGCGAGGAGUACUGUGCCUCCGCUUGGGUCGGUAUCGAUGGUGACACCUGCGACACUGCCAUUCUCCAGACUGGUGUCGACUUCUGUGUCGAGGGUAGCAAGGUUUCAUACGAUGCUUGGUACGAGUGGUACCCCGACUACGCCUACGACUUCAGCGGCAUCACCAUCUCUGCUGGUGAUGUUAUCUCCGUGACCGUUGACGCCAGCUCCAAGACUGCUGGAACUGCCACCAUUGAGAACGAGACCACUGGCACCACCGUUACCCACACCUUCAGUGGUGGUGUUGACGGUGAUCUCUGCGAGUACAACGCCGAGUGGAUCGUUGAGGACUUCGAGGAGGGUGACUCCCUCGUUGCCUUUGCUGACUUCGGCACCGUCGUCUUCUCUGAUGCCGUCGCCACCUCUGGCAGCUCCUCCGUCGGACCUUCCGGCGCCACCAUCAUGGAUAUUGAGAGCGACAGCGGUUCCAUCCUGACCUCCGUCUCCACCACCUCCAGCAGCGUUACUGUCAAGUACGUCUAA
Molecule: messenger RNA, 822 nt
Organism: Penicillium malachiteum
Lineage: Eukaryota; Fungi; Ascomycota; Eurotiomycetes; Eurotiales; Aspergillaceae
Product: A4/G1 family peptidase
Exons: 1
Coding region: 1-822 (273 amino acids)
Biological process (GO): proteolysis
Molecular function (GO): glutamic-type endopeptidase activity
Source: RefSeq, a predicted model, not a curated record